AUGCCGAGCUCAAUUUUUAAAACAUUAAGUGCAUUACCAAUCUCUGCACCUGAAGAUCGUGGUGUCAUGGGCAAUUGCAAUCAUGCAUUUAUAAGCCGAAUUCUCGCAUGUUCACCCGAACUUGAGAGGUGUAAUGAAGAAAGACUGUAUAACAAAACUAUUUCUUGGAAUUUCAACUUGGUUCUGUCUAAUUUCGAUCAGAAUAUCGCAUCACUGAAUAAUUUGGAAUUUGAUGAUUGGCGAAAUAUUAUUUAUGAUUCGAGGAUUUUCGAUCGCAUCUCUGCUUCUAAUGUGCAUAUUGCUUCAUUCAUUGGAUGUAUUGUAAUGAUGUUGCCAUUGUUUACUGGCACUGUGCUGGGUGCAAACGUUCCAUCUGCACUUGCUUCGCCAACCAAAAAGAUGGCUAGAGGUGUCCUUUCAGCAAUCACUGCUCUAUUAAUUGUGAUGAUCUUAAUCGGUGUGUUAACUGCUGUCAUGAUUGAAAGGGAUCUACUACUUGACAAGUUCGGUGAAGGCAGUAUUCGACACUUGUCCUUUCCGCUAACCGUUAUAAGCCCACUUUUCAUUAUCAUCACCGUUAUUACUAUGUCAACCGUCGCAGCUGGACAGUAUAUGCUCACAGCGAAGUCACUUCUACUCAGCUUGAUAACGAGUCAUAGAUUCCGAGUACCGGAUUUCUUCUUUUACCGUAAACAUAAACUGCGGCACAUGACUGCAGUCUUGUUAACGAUGGCUAUGGUUGCGUUGUUCGCACUUCUUCGCAGUGUUGAUUGCAUAUUAAUUGCCAGUGGUUGUGCAGUGCUGGGUGCACUCAGCUUAAUUAAUUUUUGUGCUGCUAUCAAUUCGGUUCUUCAGUUACCGAGAACAGAAUCCGGAGUUGUGCUGGUAAUAACGAUUUGUGCAAUAGUUUACUAUACUGGCAAUAAUAUGAUCACUCGUCGCUAUUCAUUGCGUGCGUAUCAAGAGCUAUUGCUGGAUUUAGCCAAUAUGCUCCUUUUCACGAUACCAGUUGGUGAAUUCAGUGCCACGUUGUCGGGAGCAGCUGAGCAAAUUCUCUAUCAUUAUCAUAUGCAUCGUGUUUGUAUUCGACAAUGUAAUCUGAUAUUGGUGAAGGGUCAUUUUCCAUUAACCGCGUUAUUUUCGCAGUUUGUGAUAGAUGUUUGGUGGAUUAUUGAUAGUGGUGACACUCUUGUUCUGCUUGCGCAUCUUUUGAAACGGAAUGAAUCAUGGCGAAGGGCGAUCAUUCGACUUUUUGUUGUAAUCGAAACGUUAGAUGACGGUAAUCUCAUUGAGGAGGACAUUCGGCGAUGGCUUCGUUCCAAUCGUAUUUCACUGCAAAGUGUCGAAAUCAUUUAUGCUGAUUGUUCAUUUAUUUGUGAAUACACGUCUCUAAGAGGACUGAAAAUUAGUCAGCGAUUCGGUGAUCUACCAAAACAAUCGGUAUUCGCUAAAGUGGCCAAGUUUUUGGGACUGUUCGUUUUGUUGAAUUUUUUAACGAUAAUUGACACUAAGAUUAAAGGACUAUCUGUGGUUCUUUGCUAUGAUGGCAAUUUAUUACAAUCGGCAGUUGAUAAGGGUUAUCACGCAGGUGAUAAUGAUACGGAACUAAGGUCGUCAUUCAGUUACAAAUCACUUCCUUCAAAACAAGCUAAUAUUUCGAAAACUGAACAACUUCUUCGAGCACAGUCCUUAAAUAGAAUGAUUCUGGAUAGAAGUAGUGAAUCAUUCUUGAUUUUACUGAAUAUUCCCGAGCCUCCGGCGCAACUCGAACGUUUUUGGAUUUAUUUAUUGUUUAUCGAUAAACUCACCGAAGGUGUCAAUCGUGCCCUUCUCAUUCGAGGUAUCGACUGUGAAACAUUGGCUGAUAAUUGUGAAUGA
This is a messenger RNA of Anisakis simplex (herring worm), 1878 nucleotides long. Lineage: Eukaryota; Metazoa; Nematoda; Chromadorea; Rhabditida; Anisakidae. The record is from the annotation of a GenBank genome assembly.